Molecule: messenger RNA, 1151 nt
Organism: Paramecium pentaurelia
Lineage: Eukaryota; Ciliophora; Oligohymenophorea; Peniculida; Parameciidae
Source: the annotation of a GenBank genome assembly
AUGGCUUGUAUUCAACAAUACAAAGUUCUUUCAAACAUAGGAUGUGGAUCUGAGCAUCUUGUGUAUAAGGCUUAGUUUAAUUUAAAUUCAGAAUUGUAUGCUAUUAAAAUGGAAAAAUCUCCUCGACUAGGUCAGUUAGAGAAUGAAAUAGAAAUGCUCUAAAAAUUGAAUGGAGUUGAAGGUGUUCCACAAAUAAAAUAAUUUGGAUUAACUUAAGAUAAAAAGUAAUAUUUAUAUAUAUUGAUUAGAUGCUUUUUGAUUGUACCAUUACUUCAUAGUAGCUUAUUAGAUUUAUCAAAAUCAGGCUCACUUUCUUUACCUCUUAUAUUGACUAUUGGUUUAGGAGUCAUUUAAAUUUUAGAAAGAGUUCAUAAAAAAGAAAUAUUACAUCUAGACAUUAAACCAGAAAAUAUCAUGCUUUCUCAACAAAUAUCAAAUGAUUAAGAUGUCUUAAAGCCUGGAUUGAUUCAGCUGAUUGAUUUUGGCUUAUCACAGUAAUUCAUAAAGAACUCAGAAACUUUAAAAGAUGUGUUUAUUGGAUCUUUAAAUUUUGCAAGUAGAUCUUCACACUAAGGAAAGCCAAUUGGAUAUAGAGAUGACUUAGAAAGUUUAUUAUAUGUAUUAUGCUACUUAAAAGAUUGUAAUUAAUUUAUUUUAUAAAGUUAGUGAAACUGCCAUGGUCAGAGAAGCAAUUUUGGGGAUUCAAAGAAGUUGAUUUAGAUAAGAUUGGUAACAAAAAGUCAUCUUUCUUUAAAACAAUUUUAUUAUAACAACAAUCUUAUCUAAAUUUUUAGCCUUUUAUGUCUUACAUUGAUGGAUUAAAGCAUGAUAUUAUGCCAGAUUAUAAUUUCAUCAAAGAGUUAUUUACUUUAAUGAUUUAAAGAGCCAAUCCUUUUUAAUCUUCAUUAAAAUAAUGGAGUUAAAUAGCAUUUUGUACUUCGAUUUAAAUAAAAACUUUAUUGCAUGAUUCAGAAAACAUAAAAAAUUCACUUUAAAAUAUUCAACAAUAAUAUACAACUGAAGAGAUAAUCGAUGAUGAAUUUCUUGAAAAAAAUAUAGUCUUCCUCUCAGAUGUCAUUGGAAAUUAUACAACAAACUCAAUUAAAUCUAUAAAAGACAUCAAAUUAUAGAAAGUUAACUUUAUUAUAUGA